AUGUCCGCCUUGUUCCUUCGCAUCCGCAACCUGGGAAACGCAGAGGCUGCAGCCCUCAGCGGCGCCAGGAAGGUCCAGCUGCCUCCGGGGCCCUUGUACCGCGUGGAAGGUGCCACCCUCGCCGUUCCCUGCAACGUCUCCGAGUUCGAGGGUCCUUCCCUGCAGCAGUUCGAGUGGUUCCUGUAUCGGCCGCCGGCUCCCGACAUCUCCAUCGGCAUGGUCAGCACGCGCGACCCCAGCUUCCCUUACGCCGUUUUUGGGGCCCGAGUGCAGGCGGGCAACGUCUCCAUCCUGCGCGUUCGGGGUGACGCUGUGGAACUGCGUGUGAGGGCGAUCCGGAUGGAGGACACGGGGGUCUAUGAGUGCUACACGCCCACCACGGAUUCCAAAUACCAGGGCACCUACAGCGCCAAGGUGGAGGUCAGAGUUAUCCCUGACCAGCUCUCUGUCUCCGCUGCCCCUCCCUCCAGUGCGAAGCCCCCUUUCCAGGGCCGGGGGGCCAAAGCUGCUCCCCCUCCCCAGAUGGUGCUUUUGGAGAGCCAGGACCUGCUGCUCACCUGCUCCGUGGCCAGCGGGACCCAGCAGCACACCCACCUCUCGGUCGCCUUCACGGUCUCCGCGCCUGGAAGCCCCCGGCUGCAGCAGGAGGUGAUCGGGCUGCAGCGGGACUUUGCCCUGGAGGCCGCCGGGCGUUUUGCCCCACGGCGCUCGGCCCGGGAGCUCUCCCUGGUCAAGCUGGGCGACUGGCGGUACCAGAUGGCACUGGGCCGACUCAGGCCAGAGGACUCCGGGACCUAUCACUGCACCGCCGGGGAGUGGAUCCAGGAUCCCGACGGCAGCUGGCAGCAGAUCACUGAGAAGCGGGUAACGCUGGCUGAUGUCUCGGUUCAAAGCAUAGCGAGCCAGCUCUCGGUGUCUGCCGGUCCCCCCAGAGUCCUGCUCAGCCCCCGAGAUUCCCUGGAGCUCUUCUGCAACGUCUCCGGAGGCCCCGCCCUCCUCCUGCCCCACGUCGCCUGGGCGGUGAGCUGGGAGCUGAGGAAGGAGGCUGGCGGGCAGGGGCAUCUCGUUGCCCGGCUAGAGGCCAGUGGAGGGCUUGUCCUGGGCCAGAACUACGCCAGCCGCGACGUGGGCACGAGGCAUGUCUCCCUGCAAAAGCUGGCCUCCCCGCUGGGCACUUUCCUGCUGCGGAUCGCGUCGGCCCAGCCGGCAGACGUGGGCUCAUACCGCUGCGAGGUUCAGGCCUUCUCGCGGUCUCCGAACGCAGAGCUGCGCCCGUUGGCCACCCUGAGCUCCGAGGCACUCAGCGUGGAGAUCAAGUCCCAAGCGGUGGUGCUGGGGGCCGUUGCGUGGCUGCCCUUCCCCACCUACCGCGGCGGCACAGCCGACGUCCGAUGCAACGUCUCGGUGGAAUCGGCUCAGGACCUCCACCUGGCCCUCAGCUGGUGGGCAGAGCUACCACAGCCGGGCUCCAGCCCGCUUGGGGUCAUCUUGGCCUCCGUGGACCGCGAGGGGGUGGCCCAGCUGGAGGAGCGGCCGUCUGGCGGGGCCCUGAGCGUGGAUAAAGUGGGGCCGCAGAGCCACCGGCUGCGCCUGCACGCGGUCCAGCCAUCCGACGAAGGGGGCUACUACUGCGCUGUGACCGCCUGGGUGCACUCUCCUGACCGCAGCUGGUAUCAGGCCGCUUCGGCGAAGUCCAACAUGGUCACGGUGUACCCGUAUCCGUUGGCCAUGGACACCCUCCUCAUCCCUCUGGCGGUCGGCAUCUCCAGCGCUAUCCUCCUGGGGGUCUCCAUCCUCGUCUCGGUCACCUGCUGCUUCAUGGCGAGGCUGCGCAAGAGGUGA
Protobothrops mucrosquamatus (brown spotted pit viper) is the source of this 1842-nucleotide messenger RNA. RefSeq names its product immunoglobulin superfamily member 8 (gene IGSF8). The coding region runs from base 1 to 1842 and encodes 613 amino acids. The record is from RefSeq and is a predicted model, not a curated record. Lineage: Eukaryota; Metazoa; Chordata; Lepidosauria; Squamata; Viperidae. The transcript has 6 exons.